Amphimedon queenslandica is the source of this 3895-nucleotide messenger RNA. RefSeq lists its product as uncharacterized. Bases 348 to 3800 code for a protein of 1150 amino acids. Gene Ontology annotation, biological process: DNA integration; proteolysis. The record is from RefSeq and is a predicted model, not a curated record. The transcript has 2 exons. NCBI's taxonomy places the organism in Eukaryota, Metazoa, Porifera, Demospongiae, Haplosclerida, Niphatidae. Gene Ontology annotation, molecular function: aspartic-type endopeptidase activity; nucleic acid binding.
UUACAAUUAUUAUUAUUACUAUUAUUAAUUAUUAUUAUUAUUGCAUUGCUGUACGAUGUUAUUUCUUUUCCUUCUAGCUGAUGCUUAUGAUUUACUAUGCUUAUUAGUUCAUGUAUACUGAUUCUGAUUGUUGUGUAAUGUUUUGUCAUUGUGAUGUAAUAUGAUGUAAUACUGUUUGUAUAUAAGUGUAUGUUCUUUUCAUUUUUGUCAGAAGAGAUUUUAGCCUUUUUACAAUAAUCAAUAUUUACAAAAUACGAAGGUCAAGCUCUCUCCAUUCGGUCACUACACUGGCGACGAGGGUAACUGGACUACUUUGCUGUUUCUUCCUACUUCUCACUACUCACACUAUGGCUACGCACGGCAAGAUGUCGGCAUUCGAUGGUUCCAAGGAAUCUUGGACUUCUUACUCCGAGAGACUUGACUUCUACUUCAAGGCUAACAAGAUUACAGCAGCAGAAUCUCAAAAAGCAGUCUUUAUUACUGUGAUAGGACCUAGGACGUACGGGCUACUGAAGAGCCUACUACAACCAAAGACACCUCAGGACUCUACCGUCACCUUGGAUAAGAUGAAGGACGUUCUGCAGAAGCAUUUCAAUCCUAAGCCAUCUCCUAUAGUUCAGCGCUUCAAGUUCCACACGAGAGUUAGGAAACAAGACGAGACAGUGGCAACCUAUGUGGCAGAGCUCCGUGUGAUAGGAGAACAUUGCGAUUUCCAAGAUUCUCUAGAUGCUAUGAUUCGGGAUAGGCUCGUUUGUGGCAUCAACAACCAAGAGGACUACCCAUUGUUUACUUUGCCUUCUGCUGGAAAACCUAUUGUUGUUUCAGUGAGUGUCAAUAAGGUUGACCUUUCGAUGGAACUGGACACUGGGGCUUCCUUAUCUAUAAUGAGUAAAGACACUUAUUCCUCUCUUUCUUCUACUCUUCCUCCAAUUUCUCCUUCUCAUGUCAUUCUAACUACGUAUACUGGAGAGAAGAUCAAGCCAGUCGGUGCUAUAGAUGUUGAUGUUCGUUAUCAGUCCCAGACUGCUACUCUACCACUGGUGAUAGUUCCUGGAAAUGGACCUACUCUACUGGGUCGUAAUUGGUUGGAAGUUAUCCGACUAGAUUGGUCCCUUAUUAAUCAUAUUAAUUAUAAUUGUUCUUUUUCUUCUUUAGGUGAAGUACUCCAGAAGCACGCUCCAGUAUUUCGUUCGGAAUUGGGGAAGCUGCGGGACUUCACAGCCAAGAUUCACGUCCAGUCAGAUGCGAAACCGAAGUUCUACCGACCACGUCCUGUCGCUCUAUCGCUGAGACAAAAGGUAUUCGACGAGAUAGAUCGCCUAAGGGGUUUAGGAGUUAUUACACCUGUAAAGUACUCAGAGUGGGCUGCACCCAUAGUUCCCAUUGUAAAGACUGAUGGGUCUAUUCGAUUGUGCGGGGACUACAAAGUUACUGUGAACCCAGUUCUGUUAACUGAUACAUAUCCACUACCUCGAUCAGAGGAUCUGUUCGCUGCCCUAGCUGGAGGAAAGAUCUUCUCGAAACUUGAUUUAAAGCACGCUUACCUUCAGAUACCGCUAGAUGAGGCUUCCAAGAAAUUUACAACCAUCAAUACCCCUAAAGGGCUCUUCCAAUAUGAGCGCCUUCCUUUUGGAGUCUCAUCAGCACCCUCAUUAUUUCAACGUACAAUUGAGAACUUACUUAGUCACUUGCAGCAUGUAUGUGUCUACAUAGACGACAUACUCGUUACUGGUACUGAUGAUGCUGAUCACCUCAAUAAUCUUCAUGCUGUUUUGCAAACUCUAGAGGAGGCAGGACUCACUUUAAAGCAGUCCAAGUGUAAAUUUGGUGUUCCAUCAGUUGAGUACUUGGGACACAUCAUUGAUUCAGAUGGUCUACAUCCUUCAGAAGCCAAAGUGAAGGCUAUUCGAGAAGCGCCUACUCCUACUAACGUCACGGAACUGAAAUCCUUCUUAGGACUAUUGAACUAUUACCACAAAUUUCUACCAGAUGUAGCCACUGUAUUAUCUCCUCUUCAUCUACUCCUUCGAAAAGAUACUCCCUGGAAAUGGUCUCAGGACCAAGAGAAAGCAUUCCAAAAGGCUAAAGCCAUGCUUCAUUCCUCCUCUGUCUUAACGCAUUAUGAUGAGAAGAAGCCACUCGUGGUAGCUUGUGAUGCUUCACCUUACGGACUAGGAGCAGUCCUCAGCCACAGGAUGUCUGAUGGGACUGACCUGCCAGUUGCAUAUGCUUCCCGUACUCUCUCAGCAGCUGAAAAGAAGUACUCUCAGUUGGAGAAGGAAGCUCUAGCAAUUAUCUUUGCUGUUCGCAAAUUUCAUGAUUACAUUUAUGGUAGAAAAUUUGUCCUUCAUUCUGACCAUAAACCACUACAGUUUCUCCUGAGCGAGUCUAAACAGAUUCCUCUACUUGCCUCAUCUCGUAUCCAACGUUGGGCAAUUGCACUAUCAGAAUUAAUUCCACAUGCAGAUGCAUUGAGCAGACUACCACUUCCUAACUUCCCUUCUUCUGUCCCUGUACCACAAGAUGUAGUGCUAAUGUUUGAACAUAUUUCAGAAGCUAUAGUUUCAGCUGAUGAUAUUAAGAUGUGGACAGAUAAAGAUCCAAACUUAUCAAGGUUACGUCAGAUAGUACUCACUGGAGGGGAGGUACCUGAUGAUGCUCCACAACUGAAACCUUAUUCGUACUGUUUCGUAGAACUCAGUGUAGCUAAUGGAUGUCUCCUUCGAGGCUCAAGAGUGAUUGUUCCACCCCAGGGUCAGUCAGCUAUUCUUCUUCAAUUACAUGAAGCACAUCAGGGAAUGUCGAAAAUGAAGAGUCUAGCCCGCUGCUAUUUCUGGUGGCCUGGAUUAGACAAGGCAAUUGAAGAUCUAGUAAAGAAAUGUAAGGCAUGCCAAGAAAACAGGGCUCUCCCUCCUCAAACUCCUGUACACCCAUGGGAAGUUCCAAAGACUCCAUGGACACGACUUCAUAUAGACCAUGCUGGUCCUUUCCUGGGACACUACUCCCUCAUUCUGGUAGAUGCUCACUCUCGCUGGUUAGAAGUAUGCAUUGUACCUUCUACUUCCUCUGAAGCGACUAUCAAAGUCCUUCGUCACAUAUUCUCUACUCAUGGUCUUCCUCAUCAGUUGGUCUCUGAUAAUGGACCUUCAUUUACUAGUCAAGAAUUUAAGAAAUUCAUGUCUCUAAAUGGUAUUCGCCAUUCACUAACAGCUCCUUACCAUCCGAGGUCUAACGGUCUAGCAGAAAGAGCAGUGCAGACAUUUAAGAAUGCUAUUAAGAAGAUGGAAGGACCACUACAUGAAAGAAUUGCUCGAUUCCUUUUCUCUUACCGAAUCACUCCUCAAUCUACUACUGGGCAAUCCCCAGCUGAACUCUUAAUGGGACGUAGAUUAAGAUCAGUCUUAGAUACUGCUCACCCAGAUUUCACUCUACCUUCACAGAAAGAGAAGACUAAAAGCAAUGCAAGAUCAUUCAAGCUACAUGACAAGCUGUUUGCAAGGAACUACUCUGGGAAGCCAUUAUGGAUUCCUGUGGUUGUCUGUAAGGUCACUGGACCAUUGUCUUACCAUGUUGAAACUAUGGAUGGUUUAGUGCUUAAAAGACAUGCUGAUCAGCUCAGAAAAAGGUACACUGAAGACUCUGAGCCAGAUACCCUUCCGGAGGACAGUGAUUGGGAUGAUGAUUUCACUCCAUUGAUUCCUAACGUGCCUCCACCUCCUGCUCCGCCUCCUUUGCCCCCACCGAUUCGUCGAUCGACUCGUUCAAGGAUGACUACUGAUCAUGGGCCGUAUGUAUGUUAACUUAAGAGGGGAGGGGUGUUAUAUAUUGAUAUAUUAUUUUGGUAUUGAUUCCUAUUAUUAUUUUCUAAGGCAUUUUGAUUACAGUUAUUUCUAGU